UUACCUUUGUCAGGACUCUCCAGGACCAUGCAGAGAGCCAAAGCAUUAUAUACUUCCUUCCAGGUGAAGCUACAGAAGUUGAAUUAUUCAUUGUUACAUCAGGCAGGCUUGAGCUUACAUUGUGAAAUUCUUCAUCUCUGUCUGCAUCUUCAAAUACACCUGAAAUUGAACUAAUACAAAAGUAUAAGGAGAAAAAAACAUGGCUGCCUCUAAUGUCUGGAAGUUAAAACGUUAUGGACGCUUUGUCCCAGGCUCCGGAAAAGCAGCAAAAAAGCCCUGGAAGCUGUUUGAUGCCGUUGCCAACAAGCCUCAAAUUUUACUCACAUUCCUUGAACCUGGAUAUUUGCUUGUGUCACAAGGAAAUGAAAGCUUGGAUAUGAUCUCACUACUCUGUGGGUCAGACUUUGUAAAAGUGCAACAGAAUUCUGAUAAUUUGAUGAUUCGAGUAACUAUGGAGGGAGAGAGUCGAAUGAUGAGGAUGCAGUUUGAUGGAAGGAAGAGGGCGGAGGCUGUGAAGGAGUGUUCAAGUGCUGCUGAGAAAUUGAAAGAAUAUGUCACUGUCACAACUCAGAAUGGCCCAACACCACCAAAUAAUCAGCCUCCUGCUGAGGUCUCUGCACCAGUGCCACAGGGAAAGGCUGUAAGAGCAGAGCCAGAGUUAGUGCAAGGAUCACUGUCCAUCAAGCGACUAACACAGCACUUUCUGGGAGAGGCGGCACUGAAUCUGCCUCAAGUUUAUCACCACAGCCCUCUGGCAGAAAAUGAAUUAAAGCCCAUCCUUCGUGUUUGUCUGCUGGAUCCAAACUUUCAUGCAUUAGUGGAAAAGGUGGAGAGUGAGCUGAAAAAACUGCUACAGGAAUGAAGAAUCUGAAGAACAGCUGAAGGAAGAGAAGUGAUGUUAGUGCAACAUUUUGUUUUCUUCAUAUAUACAGGUUGUGUAGGCAGCAUUUGGUGUUGGAGUGUUUCUCGGUGUG
This is a messenger RNA of Cynoglossus semilaevis (tongue sole), 974 nucleotides long. RefSeq names its product REC114 meiotic recombination protein (gene rec114). The transcript has 6 exons. Lineage: Eukaryota; Metazoa; Chordata; Actinopteri; Pleuronectiformes; Cynoglossidae. The coding region runs from base 200 to 862 and encodes 220 amino acids. The record is from RefSeq and is a predicted model, not a curated record.